AUGACACGGCGACAUUUCAUUGGACGUGUAAAGGGGCUUCGUGCAACCAAUGGGCAACUCGAACAGGUGUCGCGUUCUGCAGGUCAUGCGUAUGCGCGUGCAUCAGCGCGUGUGUCAACGCGUGACACAGCGCGUGUUGCAGGGCCACAGGAUCUUCCAAAAUGUAUUAACUGGCCGAUAUCUAUCUAUCUGAUCAUCUAUCUAUCUAUCUAUCUAUCUAUCUAUCUAUCUGAUCAUUUAUCUAUCUAUCUAUCUAUCUAUCUAUCUUAUUCUAUAUCUGAUCUAUCUAUCUAUCUUAUCAUGUACAUGGUGAUCUAUCUAUCUAUAUCAUUGAUCUAUCUAUCUAUCUAUCUAUCUAUCUAUCAUGUACAUAGUGAUCUAUCUAUCUAUCUAUCUAUCUAUGCAUGUAUCUAUUCAUAUACAUAUUUGAUUCUAUCUAUCUAUCUUAUUCUAUAUCUAUCUAUCUAUGCAUGCAUCUAUCCAUAUAUCUAUUUGAUCAUGCACAUAGUGAUCUAUCUAUCUAUCUAUGUAUCUAUCUAUCUAUCUAUCUUAAAAUAUACAUAUUAUCUAUCUAUCUAUCUAUCUAUCUAUCUAUCUAUCAUGUACAUAGUGAUUAUCUAUCUAUCUAUCUAUCUAUCAUGCAUCUAUCUAUCUAUCUAUCUGAUCAUGUACAUAGUGAUCUAUCUAUCUAUCUAUCUUAUUCUAUAUCCUGAUCUAUCUAGGCAUCUAUCCAUCUAUCUAUCUGAUCAUGUAUAUAGUGAUCUAUCUAUCUAUCUAUCUAUCUAUCUAUCUAUCUUAUUCUAUAUCCUGAUCUAUCUAUCUAUCUUAUUCUAUAUAUCUUGA
Molecule: messenger RNA, 843 nt
Organism: Acanthosepion pharaonis
Lineage: Eukaryota; Metazoa; Mollusca; Cephalopoda; Sepiida; Sepiidae
Source: the annotation of a GenBank genome assembly